UUCCGUCCUCAUCACACCAUCUCCCCUUCUCGCCCACUCCCUCCCCACUCCUCCCCUAGCCCAUCUCUCCCAGUACUCCAACUCCUCGCCGGCGGCAGCGGCGGCGGCGGUUCCACGACCAGAACCAGCGGCACCAUGUCGGCCAAGGAGAAAGACGGCGGCAAGGGCCACAAGCUGUCCCGCCUGAUCUUCGCCAUGAUCCUGGGCUUCAUCAUACUGAUCCUCUUCAUCAUCCUCGUCAUCUGGCUCGUCCUCCGCCCCACCAAGCCCAAAAUCUACCUCCAAGACGCUUCCGUGUCCGCCUUCAACGUCUCCUCCCCGGAGAACCUCCUCUCCUCCACGCUGCAGGUGACCAUCUCCACUCGCAACCCCAACGACCGCAUCGGCAUCUACUACGACCGCGUCGACGUCUUCGCCUCCUACAAGUACCAGCAGAUCACCCUGGCCGCGUCCGUGCCGCCCUUCUACCAGGGCCACAACGACAUCGACGUCUGGUCCCCGUACCUCUACGGCGUCGACAUCCCGGUGGCGCCCUACCUCGCCGAGGCUCUCGUCCAGGACCAGUCCUCGGGGUUCCUCCUCCUGCACAUCAAGAUCGACGGCCGGGUUCGGUGGAAGGUGGGCACGUGGAUCUCCAACCACUACCACCUCUACGCCACCUGCCCGGCCUUCCUUUCUUUCGAGACCGGGAAGGGCGUCGACGGCGACCCCCCCGCCGUCAAGUUCCAGCAGAUCUCCACCUGCAGCGUCGACGUCUGAUACUGUCCAUCUUCGCAUGAUUUCUGAUUCUCUCUCUGUUUUCUUUUUUUUUUUUUUGGUCUUUUUCAAAAGUGUUUCUUGACGGCGUUUGAAGACGGCCGGCAAGGGGUUUAAUUAUCUAUUUAAGGGUUCGUUGGGGGUAAUAACGACCAGAUGUUGAAAGAUAUGUAUUCAGGUCCCUGUAGAUUAUGUUGGGGAAUAAUAAUAAACGGGUUAAAGGGUAAGAUUUCGGCCACGUGUAAUAGCAAGUUAAAUGUGAAUCAAGUAAUUAUGAAUUUAUGUUGGAUUUUUGUGA
Molecule: messenger RNA, 1054 nt
Organism: Phoenix dactylifera (date palm)
Lineage: Eukaryota; Viridiplantae; Streptophyta; Magnoliopsida; Arecales; Arecaceae
Product: NDR1/HIN1-like protein 1
Biological process (GO): defense response to other organism
Cellular component (GO): plasmodesma; plasma membrane
Source: RefSeq, a predicted model, not a curated record